This is a messenger RNA of Insectozyma verbasci, 408 nucleotides long. NCBI's taxonomy places the organism in Eukaryota, Fungi, Ascomycota, Pichiomycetes, Serinales, Debaryomycetaceae. The record is from the annotation of a GenBank genome assembly.
AUGAAAUUUACAUUAUUAUUUUAUUUAUUUUUAAAUGUGCAAUUAAUUUUAACAUUUCAAUUAUAUUGUAAAUGUGAGUGUAAUUUAAAAGCUAUUAUAAAUUCAAUUGAUCAAUGUAAAUUAUGUACAAAAGAGUAUUGUUUAAAACAAGAUCCAAAAUUAUGUAAUAUAUCAAGUAAUAAUGAUAAUAAUAACAAAUUAAAAGGUCAAAAUGAUAAUAGUGAUAAUAACGACAAUAAUAAUAAUAAUGGUUCAGAUGAUGAUGAUAAAGAUGAUAAUAAACAAGAUAUUAUAAUUAGUUGUUUUCAAAUUGAAUCAAUUAAAGAUUCUUUUAUAAUUUAUUCAUUUUUAAUAAUAAUUGGUUUAUUAAUGCUUUUUAUUUUAUAUAAAUCAUACACAUAUACAUAG